Molecule: messenger RNA, 2964 nt
Organism: Neomonachus schauinslandi (Hawaiian monk seal)
Lineage: Eukaryota; Metazoa; Chordata; Mammalia; Carnivora; Phocidae
Gene: SEPTIN10
Product: septin 10
Exons: 12
Coding region: 532-2106 (524 amino acids)
Biological process (GO): cytoskeleton-dependent cytokinesis
Cellular component (GO): cell division site; septin complex; microtubule cytoskeleton
Molecular function (GO): molecular adaptor activity; GTPase activity; GTP binding
Source: RefSeq, a predicted model, not a curated record
CGCCCCCUCCCCGCCCCAUGGCCCGCCCACUUCCGGCCUUCGCGGGGGCCCGCAAUCAGUGCGCCCGCCCGCUGCUGUCCGCUGGCCGAGGUUUGUUUCCUCGCAUUUUCUUCCUCAGGUCCCGAAUCACCUCCAGUCACCCUCCCCCUGCAUGGAUUUGUCGUUCUAUGAGACGUCGAGGGGCACUCCUAUGAGAGGCUCGCUUCGCGCGCCCGCUUAACGAUUUGGCGCGGUUAAUGGCGCGCGCCCCGCGUAGUGGGGGCCUCCGCCCUCCGGCUCUGCGCCCUCGCGUCACUGAGGCCACUAGGCUUGGCUCCUCCCCUUUCCCCGAACACCCCCUCCAUGCUACCCCCCUCCCCCAGCGGAGGCUGGUCCCGCCCGUUACACCCGCCUCCGGCCCGCGCCUCGCGCGUUCCACCCGUUCCGGCCCCCCCUUUGCUCCCUUCGUGGUCCGGACGCUCGCUCGGGGGCCGGGGCUGAGACCCCCGCUUCACUGGGACCCCCGCCUUCGCUCAGCUCUCGCUCGGGACCAUGACCUCUGAGGUGGCGCGGCACCUGCUCUAUCAGUCUCACAUGCCAACAAAAACAACUUGUCUGUCCUCACAAGUAUCUGAUGAUGAACAGAAACAAAAAAAAGAAAAUAUUCGUUCUUUAACUAUGUCUGGCCAUGUUGGUUUUGAGAGUUUGCCUGAUCAACUGGUCAAUAGAUCCAUUCAGCAAGGCUUCUGUUUUAAUAUUCUCUGUGUGGGGGAGACUGGAAUUGGAAAAUCAACGCUGAUUGACACAUUGUUUAACACUAAUUUUGAAGACCAUGGAUCUUCACAUUUUUACCCACAUGUUAGACUUAAAGCCCAGACAUAUGAACUCCAUGAAAGUAAUGUUCGAUUGAAAUUGACCAUUGUGAAUACAGUAGGAUUUGGUGACCAAAUAAACAAAGAAGAGAGCUACCAACCGAUAGUUGACUACAUAGAUGCUCAGUUUGAGGCCUAUCUCCAAGAGGAGCUGAAGAUCAAGCGCUCUCUCUUUAACUACCACGAUUCUCGCAUCCAUGUGUGCCUCUACUUCAUCUCCCCUACAGGUCACUCUCUGAAGACACUGGAUCUCUUAACAAUGAAGAGCCUUGACAGCAAGGUGAACAUUAUACCAGUGAUUGCCAAAGCAGAUGCAAUUUCUAAAGCUGAAUUACAGAAGUUUAAGAUCAAGCUCAUGAGUGAAUUGGUUAGCAACGGUGUUCAGAUAUAUCAGUUUCCAACAGACGAUGAAACUAUUGCUAAAAUCAAUGCUUCAAUGAAUGGACAUUUGCCGUUUGCUGUUGUAGGAAGUAUGGAUGAGGUAAAAGUUGGAAAUAAGAUGGUCAAAGCUCGCCAGUACCCUUGGGGUGUUGUACAAGUGGAAAAUGAAAACCACUGUGACUUUGUAAAGCUCCGAGAAAUGCUCAUUUGUACAAACAUGGAAGAUCUGCGAGAACAGACCCACACUAGGCAUUAUGAACUUUACAGGCGUUGCAAACUGGAGGAAAUGGGCUUUACAGAUGUGAGCCCAGAGAAUAAGCCACUCAGUCUUCAAGAAACCUAUGAAGCCAAAAGACAUGAAUUUUAUGGUGAACGUCAGAGGAAGGAAGAAGAAAUGAAGCAGAUGUUUGUGCAGCGAGUAAAGGAGAAAGAAGCCAUAUUGAAAGAAGCUGAAAGAGAGCUGCAAGCCAAAUUUGAACACCUUAAAAGAGUUCACCAAGAAGAGAGAAUGAAGCUUGAAGAGAAGAGAAGACUCUUGGAAGAAGAAAUAAGUGCUUUCUCAAAAAAGAAAGCUACCUCAGAGAUAUACCAGAACCAGUCCUACAUGGCAUCGGGCAGCAACCUGAAGAAGGACAAGGACCGUAAGAAGGAACCAGGCUAUCGAUUCGAACUCCUGUGCUUUGAUGUCAGAGCUUGUGAAACCAAUGGUGGACGUAAAGAUGCAGAGGAAGCUCCAAUUUUAUGUAAAACAAAGGUUCCAGAUCACAGAAGGUCAUCACAAGCAAAAAUUAUUAAAAUGUUAGAAGUAUACUUUGAUUUUCUUGCUGUUUUUAUUUGCUGUAUCAUUUAUUCUAUAUCUGGCAAAUGGCUGUAGUUACUGCCAUUUAUGGAAAAAUAUUUUUAAGUAUAAGGUUAAUACAUAAGCCACAGUGGAUGAGACCACUUUUAUAUUCACUGUUGUUAGAAGUUUUCAAGUUGCUGGUUUGUGAUGAAUAUAAAUCAUUUCUCCUGUUGCUCAGUUAUUGUCCCUUACAUGCAUUGUACCACAGAGCAAAGUGUCAAUGCCAUUGAAAAUACAGAAGUCAUUCAUUAUAUGGCUAUCUGAUUGCAUUUAUAUUCCAAGAUGAACUCCUUUUUUGUACAUACUAAAGGUAAAUUUUGGGAAAUAUGUUUUAAAAUGUAUUAUGUACCUGAAGGUCUAACCUCUUAAUAGUUUCAUAGAACCUUUUUUUAGUUUUUGAUACCAUUAUCCAAUUGGUAACAUGAUCCUAAGCUUUUGUAUCAAAUUAUGUAACAUGGCCUUCCACAGUUCAGUGUGCCUUAUUGUGGUUGAUGUAUUGUUGUGAUGAAACAAGAUGUGUGUAAAAGUAAAAACAUCUAGGUAUAAAUCAUCUAGUGAUGAGUACCUUUGAACCUGAGGUAUUGCCACUCUAUUUCAUUAGAAUGUUUUACAUUCUUGUUGUUUAAAACUCUGUUUUCCAGGGGAAAAAUCAUAAGGUAGAAUCAUCUUAUUAAAAAUAUUUCUUAAGAAAAUAACUGUGAGCAAUUGAAUAUUAAAGAUGAAAAUUUAGAUAAUCCAUAUAUUAAGGGAUAUUUGAAUUCAGUGCCUUUGUAGCAUUCUUAGAACAAUUUAAUGCCUUCUAAUUUUUUCUUAACAGUCAUUGGUAUAUAAAUUUUCAUUUUUUGUACUUGAAUACCCUAAAUAAAAUUGACACUUACUCUUGACAAAUAA